CUUUCUUCCUUAUCAACUUCAUCUUCUUCACAUUGAGUUUCAUAUUGAACUUGGUUUCGCGUUUGAUCUUCUCUGCUAUUGCCCAUCUUCUAGUGUUAUUCAUCCAUGGAUUCAAAGCACCAGGCCAAGCCACUCUUGGUGCAUUACAACAAUCGUCAGUGGUCAUCAAAUCAGGCUUUCAGUACUUGUUGGAGGUCAUAAUGGAAUCAACAAGUGGUCUAGUUUCUACCUUAUUUAAUUAUGUAAUAGAAUGUCUCACAGGAACUGCUUCAGUUUCUACUUCAGCAAUUGGAGGUCUCAUUGAGAAAACAAAAGAUUCGCUUGACCAGCUCAUGGAUUUCUCAGAGGUUUUUGAGGGAGUUCCUGGUAUGGUUUUAGAAAUGGUGAUGGAUCUGUGGAACAAUUGCAAGGAUGCUUUAGGAUAUGUUACUGAGAAUGCUUGAAAUAUACUGUGUAAAUAUAUAUACUUCUUUGGUUGUAGAACUAGUCACAUCCAUUCGGAUCAACUGCAAUUAUUUUCUCUUCUUUUCUGUUUCCUCAUUUUUAUCAAUGAAGGAAAGAAAAUACUAGUAUUGCAUGGCAAGUCUUGUAAAGGAUUAGUGGAAUACUAGUAUAUACAUGUCCCUUAGUUCACUCUAUGCAUCUUCACUAUACCAAGCCAAGCCUGGCCUACAGUCCUGUUCUUUUUAUCACUAGAAUUGAUUUACUACUUGCAGGAUCAGAAAAGCAGUUGAUUGCUUUCUUGUAUUCUACUCUUGCUCUUAGUUUGGCUUAUAUUACCAAAACCAUUUAUUUCAAGUUUUCAACUCUUAUAAUAGUAUAAACAAUAUUACAGAACAAUGAAAAGUAUCGUUGGUGUUUGUAAUUUAGUUACACGUCCGGCCGCUAUAAAACUCAAAACCCCCUUUCAGAAAUCUUGCAGCUCUCCUCUCUCUUUCUCUCUGGCAGGUUUCUGUCUUUGGGUUUAUCAGGGCAGCAAUGUCAGAGAAGCUUAUGCAUGCGGUUCAGUACGAUGGUUAUGGUGGAGGAACUUCUAGUUUAAAGCAUGUUGAGGUUCCAACCCCAACUCCAAUCAGAAAUGAGGUUUUGGUUAAAUUGGAAGCAGCAAGUAUAAAUCCAGUUGAUUGGAAAAUUCAGAAAGGCCAGCUUCGGCCUCUUUUCCCAUUAAAUUUCCCUUUCAUACCUCUAACUGAUGUGGCUGGAGAAGUUGUAGAGGUGGGAGAAGGAUUCAGAAAGUUCAAAGUGGGUGACAAAGUUGUGAUAAUGCUCAACCAUUUUUAUGGAGGAGGGCUGGCCAAAUUUGCUAUAAGUAAUAAGAGAUUGAUGGUUGCUCGGCCUCCUGAAGUUAGUGCAGCCGAAGGUGCAGGCUUACCUGUGGCUGGUCUCACAGCUCACCAGGCUGUCACACAAGCUGCAGGGAUCAAGCUAGACGGCACUAGCCAGAAGCAGAAGAACAUAUUGAUCACUGCUGCCUCUGGUGGAGUUGGUCACUAUGCAGUUCAACUAGCAAAGCUCGGUAACGCUCAUGUUACCGCCACAUGUGGAGCUCGCAACAUUGAGUUGGUGAAGAGCUUAGGGGCAGAUGAGGUUCUUGACUACAACACCCCUGACGGGGCUGCUCUAAAUAGUCCAUCUGGUCGGAAAUAUGAUGCCGUGAUCCACUGUGCAACCGGCAUUCCUUGGUCUACUUUUGAGCCUAACUUGAGUGCCAAGGCGAAGGUCAUAGACAUCACUCCUGGUCCUAGUGCCUUCUCUACUUGUGUUCUGAAGUUGCUAACUUUGUCCAAAAAGAAGUUGGUGCCUCUGAUGUUGUAUCCCAAGACUGAGAAUUUGGAGUAUCUUGUGAAGCUGGUGAAGGAAGGGAAGCUGAAGACGGUUAUCGACUCGAGGCAUCCUCUAAGCAAGGCUGAAGAUGCUUGGGCUAAGAGUGUUGAAGGCCAUGCUACUGGAAAGAUCAUUGUGGAGAUUAACUAGCUAGUAGAACAUGUGUAAGAGUUGGUAUGUAAUAGAAGUAUAGAACAAGGGAUACAUUAUGUAUGUAUACAUUGAUGUGAUCUGAUUUCAUUUGA
Molecule: messenger RNA, 2069 nt
Organism: Argentina anserina (silverweed cinquefoil)
Lineage: Eukaryota; Viridiplantae; Streptophyta; Magnoliopsida; Rosales; Rosaceae
Product: chloroplast envelope quinone oxidoreductase homolog
Exons: 4
Coding region: 979-1974 (331 amino acids)
Molecular function (GO): oxidoreductase activity
Source: RefSeq, a predicted model, not a curated record